This is a messenger RNA of Striga hermonthica, 1804 nucleotides long. The record is from the annotation of a GenBank genome assembly. Lineage: Eukaryota; Viridiplantae; Streptophyta; Magnoliopsida; Lamiales; Orobanchaceae.
GAAUAUGGACAAUGUUGGGACUUCCGAAAUACCGCCGAAAGACAAACAACAUUUUCGUUAUAAAUCAGAAUGGAUUGAUGAUCUUGACGUAGAUGGAAAUCAUAUAAAAGAAAAAAUGUUUGAAUCUGAGGAGGAAGCUGGGGAUUUUUACAAUUUUUAUGCCAAAUGUACGAGAUUUUCAAUCAGAAAGGAUGAUGUACGACGCAACAAAAGCUCGGGUAUGAUUGACAUGCGUAAAUGGGUUUGUUCUAAGGAAGGGUUCCGUGAUAAAAAGUGGUUAGAAAAGGAAGAUAUAUCAAGAGAACCCAGGCCCCUGACUAGAGUUGGUUGCCCAGCAGUAUUUCGUGUCAAGUACAACAAGAGGCUAAAGAAGUUUGUUGUCACGGAAUUCGUAAAGAAACACAACCAUGAACUCAUGACUGAGGAGGGCGUAUCAUUUUUGUUCUCCCAUCAAUCGGUGAAGGAGUCUGAUCUUGUAGAAGCGAUUUCCAUGCAUGAAGUCGGUUGGCGUACGAGUGAGAUAAUGAAUUUUUUUGCACAUCGAGCAGGUGGAUACCACAAAAUUGGCUUUACCUUGAAAGAUUUGUAUAACUCUGUCUAUGCCAAACGAAAAGCAGACAUACGAGACGGGGAUGCGGAAGGUGCUUUGGCCUAUUUCAGUGCAAAAAAAGAUUCGGAUCCAUCAUUUUUCUUCAAGUUUGAUGUCGACGAAAGCAAUCGAUUACGUCAUUUAAUAUGGGUUGAAUCUAGGUGCCAGUCAGAUUACCAAUAUUUUGGAGACGUGUUGGUGUUUGAUACGACCUACAGGACUAAUGCUUAUCGGAAACCUCUGGUCAUAUUAGCCGGUGUAAAUAACCAUUACAUGACUACAAUUUUUGGGGCUGCACUGUUGUCAGAUGAAACUGAAGAGACAUACGUUUGGGUCUUAGAGACCUUUGUAGCUGCAAUGGGAGGUAAAAAACCUAUUUCAGUUAUCACAGAUGGGGAUAAUUCUAUGAGACUAGCCAUAGAGAAUGUUCUUCCAGAGGCGAGGCAUAGAUUGUGUAGUUGGCACCUUCAACGGAAUGCGGCCGUAAAUGUACAUUCCACGUGCUUUUGUCAAGCCUUCUACAAAUGUAUGGAUAAAAUUUGCAGCAAAGAAGAAUUUGAAAGGAGCUGGAAGGAUUGUAUCCAAAAGCAACAAGUUGAAAAUAACUCAUGGGUAAACGAGACGUAUUCAAAACGUUCAAAGUGGGCAGAAGCAUACUUAAGGGGACAUUUUUUCGGAAAUAUGAAAUGCACUCAGCGGUGUGAAGGAUAUGGUGAAUUAUGUGACACAAUCGCUCGGGUGACAAAUAGAAUGCAUGAAAUUUAUUCCAACUCCUGUCCUUCUGACAAUGAAACCGAUGCUUCAAAGAAAAAUGAAAAGCAUCAGUUUGGUGUGCGUGAUCCAAUAAUUACAAAAACUAAAGGAUCAAGUGGUUUACAUUCCAAACAAAGACCAAGAAGGUGUAGAAAAUGCAGGCUUCCUGGACACAAUAAAACAACAUGCCCCAAGAUGAAAUCUCGAGAAGAUGACAAAGAUUCAUUGGAUUUUGACACUUCAGGCGAGGAUAAUAGCCAAGAUCAAUCUUCUUUUCAUGCCAGUUCAAGGAGGGGAUAUCACAGUUGUGAAUAUGCAAACUCUAGCCAUGUGAAUGAACAACCAAAUGCUUUUCCUACAUCUAAUCAAUAUUCUGGAAAUGACUUAAGCUUCCAGUGUGGAAGCUCAAUUUGGCAUUUCCAGUCAAACAAGCAUCAGAAUGGAGAGAAGGGGUUUGGAUGA